Molecule: messenger RNA, 6948 nt
Organism: Diabrotica balteata
Lineage: Eukaryota; Metazoa; Arthropoda; Insecta; Coleoptera; Chrysomelidae
Source: the annotation of a GenBank genome assembly
AAAAUAUUUUGUAAUUGUAUGCUGAACAUACUUUUAUGACUGAAAUGUUUCAUCUGAGAAUCUUUAUUUUGGUUAGUGUUCUGAUAUGCUGUAUUGGUGUACUGGGGCAAGUAGAAUAUGAAAGGUGUAUCACAAACUCUGGCCAUGAAGGCAUAUGUAUUAUUGCACAUCAAUGUAAAUUUGCAAUAGAAAAUAUUCUUAAAGGUAUCGAAAUGGAAGUUAUAUGUAACCAAACUAAACAUUUCGAACAAAUUGUUUGUUGUUUAGAUGAUCCUAUAUACCUUCCAAAAGUAAUUUCUGCACCAUUAGAGAAGGACAACAUAAACAAUAGAACUGGACCACGUCCUGGGGACAUAGCCGAUAAAAUGUGCAAAGUAUACAGCAGCUAUGCUUACGAAUGGUCGCUAACGACUGCUUUUGGAGAAUCUCAUCGGUAUCUUGAGUGUGAAAUAUACAAUAAUGAACUUAUUGCUACUCCACAGUUUUCAAAAGAAGAAGAAUUUCCUCAUAUGGUACAAAUUGGAUAUGGCUUAUCUUCUAAUAUAAAAUGGGGGUGUGCUGGUUCUCUUAUCAGUGAAAAUUAUAUUCUAACUGCAACAAAAUGUAUAAGAAAUCCAGUACACGGAGAUGCAAAAUUCGUGAGAGCAGGGGAUUUUCGUGCGGUGCAGAGAACACAAAAUGAGUAUUUUCUCCAAAUAAGGGAAAUCGCUGAAACAGUUUUACCCUCCAAUUUGUCUUUUUCCAAAAAUCAAAGUUUAUUGUUGAUAAAAGUCAAAAAAGAUUUUGACUUAAAUCGUUUUAUACGACCAGCUUGUCUCUACACUAACAAUGACAUUCCUCAUGGUAAACUCAUAUCGGCUGGUUGGAAGCUUAAAGAAUAUGGUGGGGAAGAAAAUCAACAGUUAAAUAGAGUAUACGUGCAACCUCUACCGGAAGAUAAAUGCAACGAUAACGAUAUUGCGAAUUCUAAUCUUCGUGAUAUUACCGAGAAUAAUUCGAUCUGUACUAAGGCAGAUAGUAAUGGCCAUUAUGGAAAUAUUUGCACUGUGGAUGUUGGUGGACCUCUUCUGCAGUUUCAUCCAAUAUACAAAGACGUUAAAUGCAUGCACGACAUCGUAGGAGUCAAAUUGGACGAUACAGAUUGUGAAAAUGGUGAAAGUGGCAUAAACAUAUAUGCCAAAGUGUAUAAUUAUAUCAAGUGGAUUGAGGAUAUUGUAUGGCAAAAUGUUACCAUAUAAAGCAGUACUAAAGAAUUUGCGGAAAAUAUGUUCGAACUACUUCAGUUGAAUAUUUUUUGAACAUGUUCCUUUAGUUUUAAAAAUCUGUAUAGAAUAUAAAUAAAACUUAUGUAAAAGUUAUUGCGUAUAAAAAUCUUCUAUGUUAUUUUAUUUGCACAUAAGAUAUUUUAAAAUUUCCUUCCUGUUCUGGGUUCUUUUUAUUAAUUUAUGAACUUUACAUGUUUGUUGAAGAUCUGCCUCGUUUUGGUGGUUUUAGUAUAGAGAAUAAUAUUUUAAAUAAUUGGUUGUUCAAAUUUAUCGAAACAAUAUCAAUAACAUGAGAUAUUCUUCUGAUGAUCCAUUUUUAAUUCUUACACUUUAGUAAGUAAAAAUAAUAUAACUUCUUCUUCUUAACAUGCCAUACACCAAAGUGCGUAGGCGACUAUCUCAUUACUAGAAUUCUGUUCUUGGCGGCGUGACACAGCUCACCUGUAUUGUGUAUUCCUGACCAUUCUUUAAUAUUCCUUAACCAGGAUAAUUGUUUGCGGCCAGCUCCUCUCCUACCUUCGAUCUUCCCUUGUAGGAUUAACUGUGGUAUUUCAUAUUUUGCUCCUCUCAAUAUAUGCCCAAGGUAACCAAUCUUGCGUUUUUUAAUUAAUUCAAAGAGUUCUCUUUCCACGCCGGCUCUAUUAAGGACGUCAUCGUUUCGAACUCUAUCCACCCAAGGUAUGCGCAUUAUUCUUUUCAAUGACCACAUUUCAAAUGCUUCAAGUUUGUUGAUAGAUGUUUUUUUCAAAGUCCACGUUUCCAUGCCAUAAAGCAAGAUGGACCAUAUGUAGCACUUGACCAUUCGUAUGUAGCGUAUUUCGAAGUUAAGGCGUUGAUUACACAGGAGCGGUCUGAAUUUCACAAAAGCUUGUCUUGCCAUUUGUAUUCGGGUUUUUAUCUCAUGUUGUGGAUCCGAUUGGUCAUUAAUUGUGGUGCCAAGGUAUUUAAAAGUUUUCACGCAUUUUAUACGAUUGUCACCUAUGCAUAUUAUCGGGGUUUCUGGAGGGUUUCUGCUAAUGACCAUAUAUUUCGUUUUCAAAAUGUUGAUUUUGAGGCCAUAUUUUUUACCUAUGCUAUUCACUCUAUCAAGUAAUAACUGCUGAUCUUUCAAAUUAUCAGUUAUAAUCACUGUGUCGUCCGCAUAGCAUAGGUUGCUAAUUGGUAUGCUGUUCACCUUAAUGCCUAAUUCCGUAUCUUCUAAUGCUUCCGCAAAUAUAUUUUCAACAUAUAAAUUAAAAAGCAUCGGAGAGAGUAUGCAGCCUUGGCGGACACUUUUCCGGAUUUCAAAUUCAUCCGUAUAUUGGUCUUGAUCAAUCCUCACCUUUGCCAUUUGGUUCCAGUAUAGAUUCUGAAUAAUUCUGAUCUCCUUCUGGUCAAUGUUGGCCCUAUGUAGUAGUUCCAUCAUGAUAUCAUGUUUAACAUUGUCAAAUGCCUUCUCGUAGUCGAUGAAGGUGAGAUAGACAUCUUUUCGUUGAUCUAAGCAGUUUUGUAUUAAGGUGUUUAAACAUAAAAUUGCCUCUCUUGUUCCUAGUCCUCCCUUAAAACCGAAUUGUGUUGACCCGCUAAGUUCUUCUAGUAUCUUGUACAUUCUUGAGUGUAAUAUCCUAAGAAAGAGUUUCAACAAGUGACUCAUUAAACUGAUUAAGCGGUGUUCAUUGCAUUUUGUGGCAUUAGCUGUUUUUGGGAUCAUCACAAAGGAUGACUGCAGCCAUUCUCGCGGAAUGUAACCAGUAUCAUAAAUUCUAUUGAACAGCCUUACCAAGAUUUCCAUAUUCUCCUCGUCUAGUAGUUUUAUUGCUUCUAUAUUAAUUUCAUCUGGACCUGUUACUUUAUGCAUCUUUGUGGUUCUAACUGCAUAUUCUAUUUCACUUCGCAUUAUUGAUGGCCCUGAUAAGUUUUCGGAAGGAAGUUUGCGCGUUGGUUGUGUUGCUCUUUCGUCAUUAAAAAGGCUUUCUGCGUAUUCUUUUUACGCCAUUGCUAUCUCCUCUUCUGACUCUAUGUAUUCGUUUCUGUCGUUGCGUAUUCUUGUUCUGUGGUGGCUUUUGUGUAUAUUCGAUAUUUCUUUGAUCUUCUUAUGUAGUCCAAAACUAUCUCCUUUUUCCUGCUCUUCUUAUGUAGUCCAAAACUAUCUCCUUUUUCCUGCAAUUGUUCUAUUUCGUUGCACCUUUCCACCAUCCAAUGUUCUUUUGCUUUCUUAAUUUUCUGACGGAUUUCUUUGUAUAUCUGUUUGUAUUUGUCUUGAUUACGUUGUUGUUUAUGUUGCCUUUGCUUUUCCAUUAGAUCCAUAAUUUCGUCCGUCAUCCAUUCGUUAUGCUUUCUCUUUCUGAUCUGUGUUUUAACUUUCCUGUUUACUGCCAGAAUCGUUCCUUUAAUAUCAUUGACCAUCUCUUCGAUAUCAUCAUUUUGUUCUAUUACUCGCAUUCUUUCAUUAAUUUGAUUCGCAUAACUCUUCUUUAGAUUUUCGUCUCUCAUCAGUUCUCUUGUAUGAGAAACAUCUAUAACACAAGCAAUAUUAUAGGUUCCACUAAAUGUCUAAAUGUCUCGACACGAGCGCUAUAUCAACGAGACAUCGCGAGGUUAAAAGUCAAAGUAUGUCAAAAUUUCUCCUUUUUUACUGAUGGUUCUCUAGAUUAACCAGAUUCGUGGUUGGUUUUUCUUAUCCUUCUCUAUAUUUUCUCCUUUGUAGCGAUGUAGUGGCGUCUUGUAAUUUGUUUGAUUAUUUUUGGUGCGACUAAUUAUCUCUCUCCUGUGCGUGUUGUUUUGCUUCGGGGAAUGAAUAACCAGUCAUGUCCUUUAUUUGGUCCGAUCAUCAUAUUGGAGAUCUUCCUCUAGAUCUUUUACAUGCUCUGAUAUCUUCAGCUAUCAUUAGAUCCAUGCCUUCUCUUAAUCAAUUUAUAUGUCCAAAAUAUCUCAGAAUAUCUUGGUUGAUUGUUGUGCUGAGUCAAGUUUUUAUAUUAAGUUGUGCUAGAAAUGAGUUAUUUGUACAAUCGGCGGUCCGUGGUAUGCGAAGAAUUUUGCGGUAAUAUCUGCGGUAAAUACCCACAUUUCAAAUGCCACUAUACGCUUUGAAUCGGCUUUUUUAUUGUUCAAGUUUCUGAAGCACAGGUGGCGAUAGGAAAUAUCAAUGCUCGAACAAGGCGUAAUUUUGGGGUUUUUGUGAUGUCAGUGUUCUUCCAAAUUUUUUGUGAGUUUGGCUGUGGCCGAUCUGGCCAUUGUGAUGCGUCAGGAUUCAAAACAUGUUUUUAUUUUAUAUUACUUUCUUUUAGAAUGUCACGUAAGUGGAAGGAUUUUAUGAAAAAGCCUUUAUCAGAAAAGGAACUAGAGGAACUGGCAAUACAAAUUCUUGACCUAUCAGAUGAUGUCGACAUUAGUGAAUUUGAAGACAGCGAUUUUGACGAUAAUGAAAUAAGAGAUGUUAGUCCGUCUACAGCUGAAGAAAGUAAAGUAGUUGAAAAUGAUGUAAGUGAGAUUGAAGAAUCAGGAACAGGGGAAGCUAUGGUUGAGGACGAACUAAAUGAAAAAGUUGAACUUCUUGAAGCUAACCGGAAAUGGCAUAAGAAAGAUGUCAUCGAAAUUAUUCAAAGUUACCACUUAGAAGAAGGAGCAGUGAGUCCAGAGUUCGCAGGUUGCACAACGCCUACAGAUGUUUUUCUUAGACUACUUGGAGAUAUUGUGAAGGAGAUUACCUAUCAAAGUAAUUUGUAUGCAGUGCAGAACAACAAGAUACUGAAUAUAAAGGAGAGUGAAUUACUGGCCUUUAUAGGGCUGAACUUUUUAAUGGCGUACCAUCAACUGCCCUCGUGGAAAAUGUACUGGAAUACUUCAGAAGACUUACAUGUGCCUGUUCUUUCGAAAACCAUCUCAAGGAAUCGUUUCGAGAUGAUAUUAGCAAAUCUACAUGUCAACGAUAACCAUCAAAUUUCCAACGACAAUAAAGAUAAAGCAUUUAAAAUUCAACCAGUGAUAGAUACUCUAAACAAACAAUUUACUAAAUGUUAUCAGGGUACAAGAAAACUAAGUGUAGAUGAAACUAUGAUUGUUUUAAAAGGGCGAAGUAGCUUGAAACAAUAUGAUCCGAAAAAGCCCAUCAAAAGGGGCUACAAAUUAUGGUCUAUUGCAGACCAAAAUGGUUUUAUUUUACAGUUUGACUUAUAUCAAGGCAAAAACGAAAAAUUGCAAACCGAAUUCGAGAACUAUGGUUUAGGAGAAAGAGUAGUCCUAUCAUUAACCAAGAUGUACUAAGGACUUGCCUCGAAAUGUAAAAGAAAAGCAGUUACAGCGCGGAGAUUUCGAUUAUAUGUAUUCUAAUACUAACAUCGGUUAUUUUGUGUGGAUGGAUAACAGAGCAGUUCACAUUGCAACUAACUUUCAUGGAUCAGAAGUAAAACAUGUUUCCAGAAAACAAAGAGAUGGUUCGAGUAUAAACUUACCAUGCCCUAGCGUUGUGGAAGACUACAAUAAAAAUAUGGGCGGCGUUGACCUUGCCGAUCAACUACGUAGUUCAUACUGUGUAGAUAGAAAAUCACGUAAAUGGUGGCACCGUCUAUUCUGGGGUAUGUUGGACAUUGCCUUUGUGAAUUCGUAUAUUAUAUAUAAUGAAUUAUACGAAAAAACCAGCCAGCUGGAGGCAAGAAGAUCGGUUGCUGUGGGACUUAUAACAUACGCAACUGAAGCAAAGAAGCGAGGUUCCCGAAGUUUUGAGUCAUCUACACCAAACAAAAAGGGGAAUUAUAAAUACAGCGUGUUGGAUGACGUCAGAUUGGGAAAUUUGGGGAAACACUGGCCUGUUUUUACCACCAAUAGGGGAAGAUGUGAAUAUUGCAGCUCAGUUGCAUUAGAGUCUAGACCUCAAUCAAAGUGUUCAUUUUGUGGUGCCUAUUUGUGUUGUAAUUCAAAUAAAAACUGUUUUGGGAUGUACCACAGCCUUCCUACUUCGUUGUAAGUUCUGUCUAAUAGUAAUCAUUUAUAGAAAAUAAUAAAAGCUUUUAUUUUUAGCAUUUUUUUUCUAUAGCAACAGAAAUCGCUAAUGGUUAUCUCCUGAUAAAAUCUCCUAUUCUAAUUCCUGACGGGACUUGUAAGUCCCAUCUCUUUGAAAAGAGUCUUUGUGGCAAAAAAAUAGAAAAAAAUUUAAUUAUGCUUAAGCUAUCUUAUUAUAUCGAUACAUGUAAAAAAAAUUGUAUUUUUUUUUGAAAAAUCUUAAUUUGGGCAAAAAAGGGUUAACCAAAAUGUUCUUUUUCUUCCUGGACCUCGUUUUCCAAAUAUUUUUCCUUGCAGGAUGGCUUGAAAGAGAGCAUAUCUGGAUUCAUUUUGCAUAAUAUGUCCGAAGAAUUGUAUCUUUCGAGAUUUAAUGGAGGUCAGUACCUCUCGGUUCUUAUUCAUUCUUUUAAGGACCUCCUCAUUUGUGACUCGGUCAGUGCACGGGAUCUUAAAAAUUCUCCGAUAUAGCCACAUCUCAAAUGCCUCCAGUUUUUUGCACGUAUCUUAUAUCGAAUAUUAAGAAUAUGUUCUCUUGUUCCUCUAACUGGUUUUUCUUAUACCUUUUUUAAUUCCGCGAAGCACUGUACAACUCCACACUACCAGAGUUAUUGAAUAAAGUCUUAGUGAAUUAAGUUUAUAUGAGGAUAGUAUAUGGUAUUUUGUUAUCGUUAUUAUACAUUAAUUAAAAUUAAAAGCAAUUAGUAAU